UCCAAUUCCAAUCACUUCAAUUCCCCGGGGUGACCAAAAAAAAAACUCUGAGUGAGAGAGAGAGAGCGAGAAGAAUGAGGAAGCCAGAGUUCUCGUCCGGCAAGAACGGCGCGAACGUCGGCAACAGUAACAUGAACAGCAGCAGCGACGGCGGCGGCGGCGGAAACAACGUUGGUGCUAAGCUUCGGAAAGGGUUGUGGUCGCCGGAAGAAGACGAAAAGCUUAUGCAUUACAUGCUCUCCAACGGCCAAGGGUGCUGGAGUGAGGUGGCGAGGAAUGCCGGCCUGCAGCGCUGCGGCAAGAGUUGCCGCCUCCGAUGGAUUAACUACCUCCGCCCCGAUCUCAAACGCGGCGCCUUUUCGCCGCAGGAAGAAGAGCUCAUUAUCCACUUGCAUUCUCUCCUCGGCAACAGGUGGUCACAGAUUGCGGCACGUUUGCCUGGACGUACGGACAACGAAAUCAAGAACUUCUGGAACUCAACACUGAAGAAGAGAAUGAAGAACUCAUCGUCGUCACCCUCCACGACGUCACCAAACACGAGCGAUAAUAAUUCCUCGUCCUUGGAGCCCUGCAGGGACAACAACAUCAUGGGAGCCCUAAUCUCCUCCUCAUCAAUGCCGCAAGAUCAUCACCACCACCACAACAACGGCGGCGCCGCCGCCCUAAUGUCGUCAAUGUACAUGCACGACCCAUCCUCGUCCUCGUCGUCGUUCUCGUCCUCCCUGCCCCUAACCACGGCGGCGGACCCGCUCCCGAUGCUCGGGCACAGCUUCUCCGCCGCCGCGGCCUCGUUCAUGGAAACCGGCCACGCGCUCGGCGGCGGCGGCGCGUAUUACGGGGACCACCACGGGAUAUUCGGCGGAAAUAUCGGGGCGGAAGAAGGGCCGCCGCCAAACCAUCUCUUCAUGGUUCCACCGCUGGAGAGCGUCAAUAAUGUGGAGUGCCACGUGGUGAAAUCCGAGGGUUUUGUGAAUAACAACAAUAAUAUAAACACCAACAUAAACAACCAUUUCAUGAAUAACAACAACGUUAAGGUAGAGAAUGUGGGAGGGGGGUUUGGGAGCUAUUGGGACAAUGGAGGAGAAUGGGACUUGGAAGAGUUGAUGAAAGAUGUCCCUAAUUCCUUUCCAUUUCUUGAUUUCCAACUUGAAUAAUCCAUUAUAUUAUUAUUACUUCCAAUCCUUUUAAUUCCCUUAAUUUUAAUGUCCCAUUCCCCAUAUAUAUAUAUACUCACACUACAUACACAAAAUACCUUGUACCGAAUUAUAACUGAUUGAAUUGUAGACAGGAAAUUCCGAUACAUGAAAUAAAAGGUGCAAGAAAUUCUUGUAUA
Molecule: messenger RNA, 1333 nt
Organism: Ipomoea nil (Japanese morning glory)
Lineage: Eukaryota; Viridiplantae; Streptophyta; Magnoliopsida; Solanales; Convolvulaceae
Product: transcription factor MYB86-like
Exons: 2
Coding region: 75-1154 (359 amino acids)
Source: RefSeq, a predicted model, not a curated record